This is a messenger RNA of Penicillium canariense, 1302 nucleotides long. Its product is annotated as NADH kinase POS5. The transcript is spliced from 3 exons. Gene Ontology annotation, molecular function: NAD+ kinase activity. The record is from RefSeq and is a predicted model, not a curated record. Gene Ontology annotation, biological process: NADP+ biosynthetic process; NAD+ metabolic process. Bases 1 to 1302 code for a protein of 433 amino acids. NCBI's taxonomy places the organism in Eukaryota, Fungi, Ascomycota, Eurotiomycetes, Eurotiales, Aspergillaceae.
AUGCAGUGUCUCCUCCCUCGAGGGAUCCCGGGCCAGUUCCAGCGGCGCUGCUUUUCGUCUUCCGUGCCGCGUCACGAAAUCCGCGACGUGAGUGCUUUGCCGCAGCGUUUGAUUCCCAAAUACCAAGAAAACCAUGGUGAGCUUUUGUCUCUGCAAUGGCCGGCACCGCCACGGAAUGUCCUCCUCGUGCGGAAGGACUGCGCGCCCCCAGUGACCCAGUCGCUGGUGGAAUUUGUGAAUCACAUUACCUCUACGUACCCAUCCAUCGCCGUCAUCCUCGAGUCCAAGACUGCCGCCGAAGUCCACGAGUCACUCUCCCACCCGGUCUACUCGGCCUCAUUGGAAGACAAACCCACCGCAUUCCACGAUAAGGUCGAUCUAACCGUCACGCUGGGUGGAGAUGGGACCAUCUUGCACGCAGCCUCGCUGUUCGCUACAUGUUCCAAUGUCCCCCCGGUUCUGUCAUUUAGCAUGGGCACCCUGGGUUUCCUCAGCGAGUGGAAGUUUUCCGAGUUCAAACGCGCCUUUCGAGAGGUCUACAUGUCCGGUGCUGGCGCCGGAGAUCGCACACAGGUCCUCGAAAGUACCCGAUCGGAAUCAGAAAAUCAAGCCGGACUGGGAAGCCAGGAGUCAUCGCUCGGUCCGACCGGAUGGUCGUCUGUCCGAGGGCAAUCCAUGGGUGCAAGCCGUGGUGCCCCCAUUCUUAUGCGCAACCGACUCAAGGUCGGACUGUUUACGGCCGACGGCCAGGAAACGACGCCGAUCCGGGGAAAGACGGAUCACGGCCAAGGCGCGUAUGUGAUGAAUGAGCUGCUCAUCCAUCGCGGCAAAGAGCCCCAUCUAGCGGUGGUGGACAUCUUUGUGGGCGGCCGGUAUUUGACCGAGGCCGUCGUGGACGGAAUCAUCAUCUCGACGCCGACCGGAAGUACGGCAUACAGUCUGAGCAGUGGCGGCAGUAUUGUGCAUCCCCUGGUCCCAUCCAUCCUUCUAACCCCGAUCUGUGCAAGAAGUCUCAGCUUCCGGCCGCUAGUUCUCCCCUCCAGCACCCCGAUCACCUUACGCCUAAGCGAGAAGAACCGUGGCCGGGAGCUAGAGGUCAGCCUGGAUGGCGUCAACCUGGGCCGAGGCAUGGCGGUUGGCAUGGAGGCUCGUGUGUGGAAUGAGGAGAUGAGACAUGGCAAGAACGAGUGGCAGGGCGGCGUGCCUAGUGUCAUGCGUCGGAGUAUGGGGGGUGAAGCCCAUGCAGGAUGGGUGGGCGGUUUGAAUGGCCUGCUCAAGUUCAACUAUCCCUUCGGCGAAUGA